AUGAUGCUGGGAACGUUUGCCCUCGUCAGUAGACGAUGGAGGCCAUCGAGCGUUGUAUACAGCAAUUAUGAAGAUUAUGCGCAGCUUACACGGUUUAUACCAAAAGAGUUAUUCGAAGCAAGAAUGACAACGAUAAAGCAACUUGUAAGGAAAGAGUUUCCGCACACUUGGCUCGACAGUCAUCUGUUCGUGCUGGCUAUAGCUCUUGUCAUAGUUGUUGCUGCUUUCGCUAUUGUUGCUCGCGCACUGACAAUUGCCAUGUGGUAUCCGUUGUUCAUUCUUGUUAUACCUGCCGUCAUUGCAUAUUGGACAACAAGGCGACGGGGACUGCGGUCUAUAAAAAUGAGCAAGUUUCACGAUAAAUUACACGAAUGUCUUAGGAAGUUGACAGUGAUGGACGCAGCAUACCGAAUUCGAUGGAGCUACCGCCGACUCAAAGAUGUUGAUAACAGAGAAUCACUCCGCUUGAGAUCUGCGCUGGACAGGCACACGAUUGCCCUCGUCAUUGAAGUGACACGGGUGGAGUACAGCUGCAGUAGCGGUAGAGAGCAGCAGAGAAGAAGCGAUAUACUACCGACAUAUGAAUCUGUACAACAGGAUAUUGUAUUGGAUGUCGGACCGCCGCCGCCU
Messenger RNA from Zychaea mexicana, 630 nucleotides. RefSeq lists its product as uncharacterized. The transcript has 3 exons. The annotation marks the transcript as partial. The record is from RefSeq and is a predicted model, not a curated record. NCBI's taxonomy places the organism in Eukaryota, Fungi, Mucoromycota, Mucoromycetes, Mucorales, Lichtheimiaceae.